This is a messenger RNA of Dreissena polymorpha, 6711 nucleotides long. RefSeq names its product alkaline ceramidase 3-like. Gene Ontology annotation, biological process: ceramide metabolic process; phytosphingosine biosynthetic process. NCBI's taxonomy places the organism in Eukaryota, Metazoa, Mollusca, Bivalvia, Myida, Dreissenidae. The record is from RefSeq and is a predicted model, not a curated record. The transcript is spliced from 12 exons. The coding region runs from base 45 to 836 and encodes 263 amino acids. Gene Ontology annotation, cellular component: endoplasmic reticulum membrane.
AACAUACUGGUAAAUCAAGAAUAUCAUUCAGUAUGUAAACAAAGAUGGCACCAGGUCUUGGCUAUUGGGGUCCGCCAAGUUCUACUAUAGAUUGGUGUGAAGAAAACUACCGGGUCACACAUUUCAUUGCAGAAUUCUGGAACACCAUCAGCAAUGUCUCCAUGAUCAUUCCUCCAUUCAUUGGGGCCUUCCUCCUCGUAAAGGACAAACUGGAAUUUCGCUUAGUUGCUUCCCAUCUCAGCCUCAUGUGUGUUGGACUGGGUUCCUGGUGUUUUCACAUGACUCUUCUGUACAGCAUGCAGCUGUUAGAUGAGCUUCCCAUGAUCUGGGGUUCAGCUGUUCUCAUUUACAACUUAGCCACUGUUGAGUACCCAGCCAAGUCACACAACCUGUUGCUUUCUGCUGGUCUCUUUACAUACUGUGCCAUAGUUACUCUGGUCUACAUCAUGUGUAAUAUACCCAUAUUCUUUCAAAUUGCAUAUGGUCUGAUGGUGUGUUCUUUAGUUGCCACUGCCUGGAAAGUGUCAAGGAGUAUAGCCUGGGCCAACAAGACAGUGUUAGUGUGUGCUGUGGUGGCCUACGGUACAGGGUUUAUCCUGUGGAACAUAGACAACCAGUUCUGUUCAUCUCUCAAGUCUAUGCGCUAUCACACGGGGUUCCUGUCUCCGCUGUUUGAGUUCCACGCCUGGUGGCAUAUACUUGCAGGCAUAGGAACAUACAUGGGCAUUAUAUUUGGUGCUGAUGCUAGGUGUAGUGUUCUAGGAUACAAGACCAAAAUCAAGUAUUGGAAUCAUUGUGUACCAUAUUUAGACGUGAAAAAUGGCCAUGAGAUGUAGAAUAUCAGUAGAAUGUUGUCUCUGUGAUAUAUUUCAAGUUGUGGAAGCACUGUUUCCCCUACCUUGUUGUGAGUCAGCCAUUACCUCAGUGAGCAGGGAACCAAUGAGCCAUGCUCUGGUAAAACGGGGCUUAAUGCAUGUUCGUAAAGUGUUAUCAUAGAUUAGCAUGUGCAGUGUGCACAGGCUUAUCAGGGACAGCUUUUUCCACUUUAAUGGAUUUUUUGUGUAAAGGAAGACUCUUCUACAUGAAAAUCCACUCUAGGCAAAAAGUGUGGAUCCUAAUUAGCCUGUGCGGACUGACCUGGCUAAUCUGGAACGACUUUUUACGCACAUGCAUCGAAUGCCGUUUUCCUGGAUCGAGUCUCAAAUAUCACAUAUCACAAUUUCACUACACCCAAUUUGGACUUGUGUUUUGUUUGAAGUUUCAUCUAUAUCGAGUUAACUUCUGUAAGAUUUGUCUUUCAUUGGAGAGUCAUGUUCAAAUCGACAUCAUCUAGACUCACACUUCAAUUCUGAAAAUCAGUUCAUAUUGUUCAGUUCGUAUUUUACUGUAGUGGAUUAAAUGUUGUUCUGAAUCUUAACUGAAAAACGUUUUGUUUCUGUAACACUGUUGUGCCAUCAGGUAGCAAUGUUACUGUGUAAUGCCGAACAACACCCACACUUUUGUUGAUAUACAAGUAAUAAAUCUAGUAAAUGGAUCAGUACUUUUAUGAUGCAGAAAUGGAUUCAACAGCCAUGCCAAUAUCAUCAAAGAAAAAUGAAACAAUUGAAGCAGUACUUUUAGUAAGAUUCAUUUACCAUUGCUGAAAAGUACAAUGAGAGCAUAAUGAAAAUAUCACUACUUUUGAUUAAAUUGUUAUUUCAGUACAUUUUGUGAUAAAUUUCAGUAAUUUUCUCAAAUUUUAUUGUAAUGCCUGAGGUAUUGAAAGGAGAAAAACUUUAAAUUACUGUUAGACCUUCUAGAUAGCUUAGUUUACUCUUGAAAAUAUUUUUGUAGCAUGUUGAUUAUUGUUAACUUUAUGUUUUAAAGAUGUAAAUAUGUAUUGUUCAAAAUAAUUUAUUAUAUCUCUGUAUAAAGUAGGCAAAUGUCUAUGUUUUGUCAGUGCAACAGUCAAUUUUGUUUUUUGAGUGCACAACUUGCAUAUUUUUCAAGAAAUUGAAUUGGAAAGUUAACUCUUUCAGUGCUGGAACUGAAUUUUGAAAGCCUUUGCAAACAGUUUGGAUCUAGAUGAGAUGCCACAGAACAUGGCGUCUCAUCAGGAUCCAAACUGUUUGCUAUUCUGAUAGUAUUCUUUGAAAAAAAUCAAAGAAAAUGCUAAUUUAAGAAAUUCAGCAGACCACAUUUUAGCAGACAACAAAUUUCCCAGCAUGCAAAGGGUUAAGUAUGUCAUCACCAUGAAGCGUAGAUAUGCAGACACUAUUUUCAUCCUAUGAACUCCACCACAUUCCUGAGUUAUGUGCCCUUGAAAUAAGCUGACAAAUUGUUGUGGAACCAUUAGUAUCUUUUGUUACAAAGCUCUGGUUAUCUUUCUUGUGCAUAUGGUGCUCGUGGGUAGCAUUUAGGAUACCAUGAUGUCCUUGGUUUGUUGCAUGUGUCUCAACUUUUUCUUCUAACAAGUUCUUCAACUGAGCUGCUGGGCAGAUUUUAUCAAAACUUUACAGGAAUUAUCCUUGGGUGACACUCUUUCAAAGUUGCUUAAAUGAUUCCAGACUGAAGUCCUCGAACGAGUUUAUUCAAAUUAUGCCCCCGGGGUCAAAACUGGCAUGACAAGUGAGUUACUUGUUUUCCUUAAAUGCAUAUAUUGAAAACUUAUUUCUGAAAUUAUAAUCUCUGAAACCGCUAGGCUCAAUGAUUUAUUAUUUAGCAGUAAAUAUCACAUUGAAGUCCACUACCAAGUUUGAUCAAAUUAUGUUCCUGUGGCAAAAAUGGUUUUGCCCUUGGAGUUGUUUCCCGUAAAAGUAUGGACUUAUAACUUAAAAUCUACUCAGAACAGUUCAGGUCCUUUGGGUUUCAGGUGAGCAGCCUAGGGCCUUUAACCUUCUUUUUUAUAUUUUGUAGUUAAUUUUAAAUUUGGUAAACUAUUUUCAUUGCCAUUUUAAAUGAUAUUUUUUGUGCAAUUCAUUUAUUUGCAUAUAUUUAUGUUUUGAUAACUUAUGUAGGUGUGAUCAUGUAUGUUUUAUUCAUGAAGAUCCAAGCUAAAUAUUGAACAAUGCUAUAUUGUUUUAGCACACCUGAGCACAGCAUGCAUAUUGUGUGCUGUUGUGAUACCUUGGUUUUUUGUCUGUUUUGCAUCAUCAACAUUUGCCCUAUGAACACUUCCACUGUCAUUGAACAGCAUGGUGGCCUUGAGGCAUGCCAGUUUUCCUCAAGUGGCUAAAACAAUUUGAACUUGAACCUGAAAUCACAUUUUUGAUCCACUCAUUGUUAAACGUGCUGAAAGACAUAAUACAAGUGUCAUGAUAUCAAAGCCUAGUUGAAAAAUUAUGAAGGUUUGUUUAAAUAAUGUGGCUACCAAAUGUUGAGGCAAUUUUCCCUAUGAGCCUAUUGUGAAUCCUGUGAACAUUAUCUUCUCAGAACAGUUUAGGUCCUUCUUAUAUCAGGUGAGCACCUUAAGGCUUUUGGUCAUCUUGUUAAGAUCUACCACAUUAUUUGCGGUAAAGAAAUACUUUUAGAGUAGAAUUGUUUAACAACAUUCAACAUGUUGAAAUAUUUAACAAAACAUUAUAUUUUUUAUAAUAUUUUAAGACUGUUACUAUUGUUAUGUUAAUAACGAUUUUAGAUAGUAUGGAAUCUAUUCAUAUCCAUGUAAACUUGGCGUAAGAGCUGGUAUGAAAUAAUAAAACAUGUAUUUAGGAUUGUGAUAUAAACCUUGUAUUUUGUGUUGUUUAAAUUGUUGAAUAACCAUUCGUGAAAUACAAAUGAAGAUGCAGACAGACCAAACUUCAUGUUGAGCCUGUGGUUUGCAGACUUCAGUUUUGAAUCAAAAUAUUUUACAGCAUUACUGUACUUCAUUUAUUUAUAUUUACCAAAUACCAGGAAAUACUCCAUGUAUAAUGGGAUAUAGGUUAUAAUAGUUAGUAAUUAGGUGCCAUAUUAUAUUUAUUAAAUGAGUCACGUUCUGAGGAAACUGGGCUUAAUGCAUGUGUGUAAAGUGUUGUCCCAGAUUGGCUUGUGCAGUCCGCACAAGCUAAUCAGGGAUGAAACUUUCCGCCUAAAUUGGAUUUUUGCUAAGAGACUUUAAUUAAAUGAAAAAUUUCAUAAAAGCGGAAAGUGUCGUCCCUGAUUAGCCUGUGCCGACUGCACAGGCUAAUCUGGGACGACACUUUACGCACAUGCAUUAUGCCCUGUUUUCUUAGAACACGACUCAAUUUAUUAAAUGUAACAUGAUAUAAGCCUAGUUCUCUGAACAAUGGGCUAACUGCAUGUGAGUAGUGUCGUCCUAGAUUAGCUUGUAACACUGUAUUAUGUGAAUUUGGAAUAAGACAUCAAACUGGGAAUGGAUAUCCUUUUAGUGAUUUUCUCAAACAAAACUAAUCAUUUAAGAUCUGAAUUUAUUUUAUCAAUACUUCAAGCUUAAAAAGCAAUUUUCCAUGACUUUUUCAUUAACAGUGAUUGUAUUUUUAUCAUUUUAACUGUAUUUUAAAACUGUGUUCAUGCGCGGCAUGGACACAGUCUUAUUUUAUGAGGAUUAUAAUAAAAAUUCAUAAAAAAUCGAGUUUUGUAGUAAAAUCAAUUUAAAUGGAGCUAUUAUAUAUGCAAGUAUCUAUUUUAAUCAUAAUUUGUCAAACUAAAUAAAUACAACAUGUAAAACUGCAUAUUAUGCACAGUUGAAAAAACACAAUUUAUUCCCAAGUUGAUGUCUUAUUCCAACUUCACAUAAUACAGUGUCUUGUGAAGUCCAAACAGGCUAAUCAGGGAAGGCAAUUUUUUGCCUAAAGCCCAGUUUUCAAGAACGAUGCUCAAAUAACUAAUUUUUUUAUAAUUAGUUAAUUAAUUAAUUAAUUAAUAUACCAGAACAUAAUACAAAAAUUCCUCAUUUAUAAUUUUAAUGUUACAUUGUUUAAGACGGUGUAAGAUUCUCAUGAUAUACAAAGAAAUUGUUUCUCUUUUAUAUGAAAAAAUAUAUAACAAAUUGUAUUGUAUGCAAAGGCUAUUCUAAAAAGGCUGUAGAAAAGAAAAUCUUAACGUAUAUAAUUGAAUGCCAACAUCUAGGUAUGGUGUGUGUAUGUUUUAAAGUUUCAUUGUUAUAUAACCAUACUAAAGUUUUCAUCAAAUUAUGCUUGUUGUUCUAGAGUUUAUUGAUUGGUUUAAUGUUUUUGUUACUGUUGUUAAUUGGUUAAUGUCUGGUUACACAUUGUUGUUGAUAUUUUGCUUUUGUUCAUUGUUUGGCACUUUGUUGUAUGAAUCAAUUCCAGUUAAUUAGCAUUGAAUGUUUAAAUAUAUUCUCUCAGGUUACUUUUUAGCAUUAUAUAUCUCUGGGCGAAAUAGCAGUGGGUAAGAUAAGUUUUUUAAUGAUGUGUGUGUAAAUUUUAACUUUUAUGUAAGUUGUAAUAAUUCAAGUAUUCUAGUAUCUAACCAUAAAAUAACAAUUGCCACUAAUUAAAACUUCCAACAUAGAAUUAAAGAGAAUCAUAGAUUUGUCAGUCUGUUUUAGUGGUGAACUUGAAAAACCUGGAUGAAUGCAUUUUGAGUAAGCAUCUUCUCAUUUGAGUAUGUGCAGUCUGCACAGCUUAUUCAGGGAUUACACAUUCCGCUUUCAUGGAUUUUUAAAAUUUAAGGAAGUGUCUUUUUAACAAAUAUCCAGUUUCGGCCCAGCUGGGACGAUACUUUAGGCGCAAGCCACUUACCCAGAGCAAGGCUUAGAAAUUUGUAGCACAAUCUGUUAACCACAUAAUAAUUGAAAAAACAACUUUGGGCGCUUCUUUCUACUGUUCAAUAUUGGAGACUCUACUCUUGUAAUUGCACUCAGGUAAGCGCUCUGGGCCUUCAUGGCCCUCUUAUUGCUUGUUUGAAUAAUUUAUUUUUUAUAAACACUGAGAACAUAUUUAAUUUACCCAUGUUUAUUAUAAUUUAAGUAUACAAUACAAAUAGUGUUAUGGUUUUUAUGUACUAAACAUCCAGAUAAUUAUUGCCUAGUUAUAUAUAAAUAUAGUUGUCACAUUGAUUUCAUUUUUAAUAUUAUAUAGUUUUAAAACCAUUCAUACAAUAUAUCUAAUUUAAGUGAUUGUUUUUGUGAUAAUUGUUGAGAAAUUCUUCAUGUUAAGGAAAGUUUUGCAUGUAUGUGCACGUAAGUGUCUUUGAUAUGAAUCCCAUUUUCAUGACAAGGUUAAUGGCAAUUAGAUAAUUUUUUUGCAUUUCUCUCACACCAGUUACAAUGUGCAUGUUUGUCUUUUUUCAUAGCAUGUUUAGAAUUUGGAUUAAGCACCUCAAUACGAAUCCUUCAUAGAUACUAAAAUUCGCAAUGGCAGCAAAUAUUAAUGUUUAAAUGAUAACAAAUAUCAUCUGUAUACAUAUGUCUUGAAUCUCAUUAUAAUUUUGAUCAUUUUACAUGAAAAUAUCAGUUACAAUCUGUUUUUGGAAAGUCUGAAGAAAUCUGAAUCUGAAAUAGUGUCCUUAUGUCCUCAGUUUUAACUAUUUAAGAUUUAUGUUUUAUUGAUGUAACAACAGUGGUGCAAAGUAAGUGUUUUUGUUUAGCCGUUUGUUAAAAUGAUUUUUGGUGAUUGGAAAAGUUUUGUAUAUUGUAAGCUGCCUAUUUAUAACUGUAAAACUAUCACUUUUGGUUGUGUACUGACUUGUACAUAAUUGAUUUGCAUGUUGUUUUUUGUGUUUUAUUUAUGUAUUAAUUUGUUUUGAUAAUAAACUAUAUUGUAAUCA